UAAUGUUAACAUAUCUAUCCCAAGUCCAAGGUCUCUGUGCGUGCUUCUAUUCCUAGUCCUAUCCACUCCCUUAGCCGAACAACGUUGCCAACCAGAGCAAGCAGAGAGUAACAUUUUACGUACCCCCAGUCCGGUAGUCAUGAAGGCGGAGGUGGCCAUAGUUCUCUACCCUUCGCCGGCCAUCGGCCACCUAAUAUCGAUGGUGGAACUCGGCAAGCUUCUCCUCGCCCACUGCCCUAACGAUUCCCUUUCCGUCCACGUCCUCAUCUCCUCCCAGGCCUACAACGCUGGCUCCAUCACUCCUUACAUCUCUGCCGUCUCCGCUGCCGUCCCCUCCCUCACCUUCCACCACCUCCCGUCCAUGUCCCUCCCCCCGGACUUCUCCACAACCUCCCCUCACCAAGAGACCCUCGCCUUCGAGCUGCUCCGCCUCAACAACCCCAACCUCCGCGAAGCCCUCCUCUCCAUCUCCGCUGCUCAUCGCACCGUCAAUGCCCUCGUGAUGGACUUCUUCUGUUAUGCGGCUUCCAAAGUCGCACGGGAUCUCUCCAUCCCGUGCUACUACUUCUUCACCUCCGGUGCCGGGUUCCUCGCCUCCUUCCUCUACCUCCCCACCCUCCAUGAGAAGUAUUCCGAUGAGGCCUACACCAAUCCAAGGACCCUCCUCGACGUCCCGGGAAUACCGCCACUUCCGGUGCCGGAUGUUGCCAAUCCGUUGCGAGACCGUGCAGAUGAGGCCUAUGUGGGGUUCCUGGAAUCUUCCAAGAGCAUGAGGGAAUCCUCUGGUAUCAUCGUCAACACGUUCGACGCGCUCGAGCAUGGAUCCAUCCGAACUAUAACCGAAGGGCAGUGUGUACCCGAGGGCCCCACCCCGCCUCUCUACUGCAUCGGGCCAUUGAUAUCGGAUCGCAGCAGGGAAACCAACGGUGGCGAUGCACCACCGGAGUGCUUGAAGUGGUUGGACGCGCAGCCUAGCAGGAGCGUGGUGUUCCUGUGUUUCGGGAGUCUCGGGGUGUUCUCGAGGGAGCAGCUCGGGGAGAUCGCCGUCGGCCUGGAGCGGAGCGGGCAGAGGUUCCUCUGGGUGGUUCGGAACCCGCCGCCUGACCCGGCCCUCAAAGUGGCCACCAUGGCCCAUCCCGACCCGGACCUGGAUUCGCUUCUCCCAGAGGGCUUCCUGGCCCGAACUGGCGAUAGGGGGCUGGUGGUGAAGUCGUGGGCCCCGCAGAUGGCGGUCCUGCGGCACCGCUCCAUGGGCGGGUUCGUCACCCACUGUGGAUGGAACUCGACGCUCGAGGCAGUCUGUGCAGGAGUGCCAAUGAUCGCCUGGCCUCUUUAUGCCGAGCAGCGGCAGAACCGCCUGCUAAUGGUGUCUGAGGAGAUGAGGAUCGCCCUGCAGAUGGAGGAGUCGGAGGGUGGGUUUGUGAGCUUAGCAGAGGUGGAGAGGCGGGUCAGGGAGCUGAUGGACUCCCCAGAGGGCGAAGCAGUGAGGCAGCGAACACAGGCAAUGAAGAAGGCGGCCGAGGCGGCGCUGAAGCCUGGCGGGUCGUCUCUGAGUGAACUGACCAGACUGGUUGGCUCAUGGAAGCUUGCCUGAGUUGGACAAACCAUCUUCCGUAUGGUCGUCAUAUUGUUAUUGUUCACAUCCAAUGCAUGUAAUUUGCACGUUAUGGAUUUUGUUAUGGUAAUAGUUUAAAAUUUUAGAAUUUACUACUAGAUCAUGUCCCUUUUUGUAAUCGGAAAAAAAAAAUCAGAAUUUACAAGCCGUAGAGGCGAAUGGAAUGAUCAGGGACAGGUACUAAGAGGUGCUCUGUAUCGGGUGCUCUUGGACUAGUCCAAAUGGGGCUCGAAUGUGAAUGAUCAAAUGCAACAGAGGUCAAUUGGUUGAGGCCCUUAGUGGGUUGACUCAGCUUGAUUGGAUUAA
Molecule: messenger RNA, 1921 nt
Organism: Punica granatum (pomegranate)
Lineage: Eukaryota; Viridiplantae; Streptophyta; Magnoliopsida; Myrtales; Lythraceae
Source: RefSeq, a predicted model, not a curated record